AUGAACCGGUCGCCGUUGACGGGUGGUCGCCGCAACUCGACAGGACCAAUCGGAUUUUCCACGGCUGGAGCGUCCACCAGCACAGCCAUCGGAAUCGGGACUGCCUCAGCCGGGAUGGAGGGAUCGCGCGCCGGAGGUGGUCCUCACUGUUUUUUCUGCGGCGAGGCCGGCCACCAUCAGUCCGCCUAUCCCUGCCGCAACAGCUCUCAGGCUCUGCUGCCAGAUGACUUUGACGGCUCGGUGGAGGUUGCUUAUGAUGGACCACCAAAAUUUGAUGUCGAGCCAGACCCAGAGGAGGAACAUCUGUGUGGUGACGAGGGUCUUGCUUUGGUAUGA
This is a messenger RNA of Striga asiatica, 336 nucleotides long. Lineage: Eukaryota; Viridiplantae; Streptophyta; Magnoliopsida; Lamiales; Orobanchaceae. The record is from the annotation of a GenBank genome assembly.